UUUUUUUUUAGUUUUAAUUCCUUUUCCCCAUUCCUUUUUUUUUUUCUUUUCUUUUUCUUUUUUAUACACAAAUAUAUAAAUAUAUAAAACGUGUUUAACUUUUUAUAUAUAAUUUAUUCUUAUUCUUCCUUCUCCCCCCCCUCUCUCUGUCUUUCUCUGUCCCAUCUUUCUUUUAGCAAAUGUCAGCUUUUCGGUUAUUAUCUAAACCUCUCCAAUCGAGUCGUCGUCACUUGAGUAUUUCAGUACCUUCACGACUUGCAGCUAUUACUCAAAAGACAACAUCUGAAGGACUAUCAGCAGCAGCUAUUCAUGCAUCAGGUCCUAUGAGAAAUGAUUGGUCUCGAGAAGAAAUUCAAAGUAUUUAUGAUUCACCCCUUAUGGAACUAUUGUAUUAUGGUGCUAAGGUACAUCGUGAAAAUUUCAAUCCCAGAGAAGUUCAGCAAUGCACUUUAUUAUCUAUUAAAACGGGUGGUUGUACUGAAGAUUGUAAAUAUUGUCCUCAAUCUUCUCGUUAUAAAACUUCUGUUAAAGCCGAAAAGAUGCUUGAAUCAGAUGCUAUUCUUUACGCUGCUCAAAAAGCUAAAGAUGCCGGUAGUACAAGAUUUUGUAUGGGAGCUGCUUGGAGAGAUUUGAAAGGCCGUAAAACUUACUUUAAUAAGAUUUUAGAACAUGUCAAGAUUAUUCGAUCCAUGGGUAUGGAGGUGUGUUGUACCUUAGGUAUGUUGGAUGAAGAACAAGCUAAAGCACUAAAAAAUGCUGGAUUGACUGCUUACAAUCAUAACUUGGAUACCUCGCGUGAACAUUACCCAAACAUUAUUACUACACGUACUUAUGAUGAGCGUUUAAAGACAAUUGAAAAUGCUCAAAAAGCUGGUAUAUCUGUCUGUUCAGGAGGUAUUAUUGGUCUUGGCGAACGACAAGAAGAUCGUGUUGGCCUCUUACAUACUUUGUCUACUCUUAAGCAGCACCCAGAAAGUGUUCCUGUGAAUGCCUUAUUAGCUGUUGAGGGUACUCCUCUUGAAAAACAAAAACCUGUCUCGGUCUUUGAAAUGAUUCGUAUGAUUGCUACAGCUCGUAUUAUCAUGCCUAAAUCCAUGGUCCGUCUCUCUGCAGGUCGCGUUAGAUUUAGUGUACCAGAGCAAGCCCUUUGUUUUAUGGCUGGUGCAAACUCUAUCUUUACAGGUGAUAAACUAUUAACAACUCCAAACAAUGAAUUUAAUGAUGAUAAACAAAUGUUUGAAUUAUUGGGCCUUGUACCAAAACCACCUAAUUUUGCUCAAGGUGCUGAUCGAAAGGAGGUUCCUGUUUAUCAAAUGCCAAAAUGCUAUAAACCAAGAAUCGAAGAAGAGAAAGAACACGCUUAAAUUAAUAAAUAGAGAAUGAUUAUAUAUUGUGUUUUAGAAUAAUGGAGUUGCAUAUUUUAAUUUAUAUAUCUCAUAUUUACUUG
Cokeromyces recurvatus is the source of this 1447-nucleotide messenger RNA. Its product is annotated as biotin synthase. Gene Ontology annotation, molecular function: 2 iron, 2 sulfur cluster binding; biotin synthase activity. Gene Ontology annotation, biological process: biotin biosynthetic process. The coding region runs from base 180 to 1364 and encodes 394 amino acids. NCBI's taxonomy places the organism in Eukaryota, Fungi, Mucoromycota, Mucoromycetes, Mucorales, Mucoraceae. The transcript is spliced from 5 exons. Gene Ontology annotation, cellular component: mitochondrion. The record is from RefSeq and is a predicted model, not a curated record.